This is a messenger RNA of Boeremia exigua, 1484 nucleotides long. RefSeq lists its product as uncharacterized. The record is from RefSeq and is a predicted model, not a curated record. Gene Ontology annotation, molecular function: lipoyl(octanoyl) transferase activity. Bases 271 to 990 code for a protein of 239 amino acids. Gene Ontology annotation, cellular component: mitochondrion. The transcript has a single exon. Gene Ontology annotation, biological process: protein lipoylation. Lineage: Eukaryota; Fungi; Ascomycota; Dothideomycetes; Pleosporales; Didymellaceae.
AAGCUGUCUGCAUCAUACCCUCUUACCUUUACGCAUUGCAUUGGAUGUCCACGUACAGAUAUCUUGUAUUCUUCUUUCAGAAGAGUACGAGAUGUCUUUAUCUGCUGAACUGUGCAGAACUCUAUGCUUCUUAGCAAGGCAGAGCCACUUCACAAUGCCAUCCCCAUAAGAGCUACUCAAGCCUAGGCCGGAUACCAACGGCCGUCGACGCAAUUCAUUUCGAACCCUCCUCUCCUCCCUCCAGAAAGAAUCAAGACGCAACAGCACACCAUGGCGCAAACGCUCCGGCACAUCCACCUCCCCGGCAUCACUCCCUACACCACCGCCGCGCGCCUCCAAGAAUCCCUUGUCGCGCGCUUCCUCGCCUCCAAGCCGCCCACCAACGCGCCCGCCCCCAGCCCACACAUCAUAACCGCCCAGUUCGCGCCCGUCUACACCUGCGGGCGGCGCGAAAUCGGCACCGUCUCGGCGCCGCAACAAGCCUUCCUCCGCGCCGACGGCCGCGCUUCCUUCGUCGAGGCCAUGCGCGGCGGCCAGACCACCUUCCACGGCCCCGGCCAGCUCGUCGCGUACCCGAUCCUCGACCUGCGCGCGCACAAGCUCACGCCGCGCGCCUACGUGUGUUUGUUGGAGAAGUCGCUGAUUGCGACGUGUGCGCGCUUCGGCAUCAAGGCGAUGACUACGGAGCAUACGGGCGUGUGGACGAGCCCGGAUGAUAAGAUUGCGGCGGUCGGAGUACAUAUGCGCAGGAACGUGACGAGUCAUGGGGUGGGGCUGAAUGUUGGCACGGAUUUGUGGUGGUUUGAUCGGAUUGUGGCGUGUGGGCUGGAGGGGAAGCGGACGACUAGUUUUGAGAGGGAGGGGGUGGAGGGGAAGAGUGUGGAGGAGGUGGGGGAGGCGUAUGUGAGUGAGAUUACGGCACGGCUGCUGGGGGUUGAGGGCGUGGAGAGGGCUGGCGAAGAGGAGGUAGCCGAGUACCUGAAGGUGUGAACAGAAACUCUACUUUGUGAUGGUUCCACCGGGUCUGCCACCUACGAAUGAGCUGUCCUGGUACCGGAACAUGAUCAUGAACAUCAACAUCAACGGAUAACAGUCUGACUGUUGACCAAUUCUCUAUCUAGCAAAAGAGCCUCUAACGUCGCUGGACAGUCAACAACACUGUAUCCUCGUUGUUGGGAGAGACACUCAAUGCCUUCUAGUAAUAACAGAACCAGAACCCUACCACUCUCGACCGAGAAUCACUAGCUGCAGGGAUAUGACAGCAGGUAGAAAGGGCGACUGUUCUUUGAAACAGAUUUGCAGGUUGUUCGGCAGCGUAAUUGGGGCAAUUUUAAGAAAAACAUAUCUUUCAACUACUGAUACCCUGUCUUGGGCAGCACGGCAGAAGGUUUGUAAGGGUGACAAUUCCUUAGCAUGUCGAGAGUUUCAUUUUCAUCGAUCUUUAUGAACCUUGUUACAAUCCAUGAAAAAACGAACGGGUCCCC